Brassicogethes aeneus is the source of this 1512-nucleotide messenger RNA. Lineage: Eukaryota; Metazoa; Arthropoda; Insecta; Coleoptera; Nitidulidae. The record is from the annotation of a GenBank genome assembly.
GAUGGCUUUUAAACGUCAUGUUAUGUAGGUUAUGUCGUCGAGAGCAAAAGUAACAUGGUUGUGACAAUAAUAAUAAGUAACAUUAGGAUAUUUAAGUUAUUUUAGUUGUGCUUCCUUAACAAUAAUGUCUGAAAAUAAGUCAGUGCUGCAGUGGACAACGCAAGACACUGCGUUAAUGUUAAAAAAGGAGGAUUUCAGUGAUGCUGCUGUUCAUUUUUUGUGUCAUGAAAACAAAUUGAACGGUAAAUGUUUAUUAGCUUUAAACGACCAAGAUUUUACAAUAAAACCUUUAAUAAAUUUACCGUUAAGGGACAGAAAAUAUUUGUAUUUAUAUUGUAAAUCAUUGCAAAACAAAAACCAAAAUGUGCUUUCCGAUCUGGGAUUAUUAGACACAUCGAGUGUGAGUUUAUAUAACAGUCAUCAUAAUUAUAAACAGGACAGUGAAUACUGUGAGUCUGAGAGGGUUUCACCCCCAAUUUCAGAAGAUGGGCAAUAUCAAAGACUACCACCAGAAAAAGUUAAAGCCUUCCUAAGUUUUUGUUAUGUUGUUUUUGUUACAUGGAUCACAGCCUUUGUUAUGGUUAUUGUUCAUGAUAGAGUGCCUGACAUGAAGAAAUAUCCACCUUUGCCAGAUAUAUUUUUGGACAAUGUACCACAUAUUCCAUGGGCUUUUGAUAUGUGUGAAGUAACUGGUACAUUUUUAUUUACUAUUUGGUUAAUAGUUUUAUUAUUUCAUAAGCACAGAUUUAUAUUAAUGCGAAGAUUCUUUGCUCUCUCCGGAACAGUGUUUCUUUUGAGGUGCGUGACAAUGUUGAUCACUUCGCUGAGCGUGCCAGGAGCUCACUUACAAUGUGAGCCCCGAAACUAUCCGAUGGCAGACGGAAGCCUUUUUGGCGACCUACAGACCAAAAUUUCUCAGGCGUACAUCAUUUGGCGGGGCGCUGGCAUGUCCAUACAAGGCGUUAGGACUUGCGGGGACUACAUGUUUAGCGGACACACGGUCGCGUUGACUAUGUUGAAUUUUUUUAUUACAGAAUAUACUCCGAGCUACAUCUACUAUCUCCAUACGCUAUCAUGGAUGAUGAACAUGUUCGGAAUAUUUUUCAUUUUGGCCGCGCACGAGCACUACUCCAUCGACGUAUUCGUAGCGUUUUACAUCACGAGCAGGCUGUUUUUGUACUAUCACACCCUCUCAAACAACCAAGCCUUGAUGGCACGCGAUUCGACAAGAACGAAAGUGUGGUUUCCUCUCUAUUCGUAUUUCGAAUCGGGCGUUGAAGGCAUCGUACCGAACGAAUACGACACGCCGAACGAGAUUUGCACAAAUUUCGUCGAAUUUCUCAAGCAUAUGCUUAUCAAUGUGAAAGAGUUGCAUACGUUGGUCGCGGCCAAAAGCAAUUCGGCCACAAAUCAGAUAAUCGAGUCUGUUAGUAAAACCAGCAUAGGAGAAAACAACAAAACUAAAUAACAUCUACCAAAUAUUACAUUUAAUAAAUAAUUUGUACAUUGUAU